Belonocnema kinseyi is the source of this 3161-nucleotide messenger RNA. Its product is annotated as protein SON-like. The transcript has 12 exons. Gene Ontology annotation, molecular function: RNA binding. Lineage: Eukaryota; Metazoa; Arthropoda; Insecta; Hymenoptera; Cynipidae. Gene Ontology annotation, biological process: regulation of mRNA splicing, via spliceosome; regulation of cell cycle. Bases 424 to 2937 code for a protein of 837 amino acids. The record is from RefSeq and is a predicted model, not a curated record.
CCGUAUGUCUCCAACCUAACCUAUAAACAUUGUUGGUUGAGGGUUGAGGAAUUCAGGUUUCAGGCCAGUGCUGUGGGUGUUGUGUAUUAAUCAUAAAAUAAAACGAAGAAAGUACCCAUGUGAAGGAUUCUUAAUAUAUUUUUCACAAUGCAUACUAAAAGGCUUAAUUUUUAAUUGAUAAAAGUCAAUAACGGACAAAUAUAUUGUCACUCCAACCUCUCGACUAAAUGCUCCAAAAUGUGAUUUCAAGUUGUCCCAGCGACACUUAAUUUGUACCAAAAUUAAAAAAGAAAUAUAAUUUUCAAGAAUCGGCGUCAAUGGGGAUAAUUUAAAACUUUGUUUUAAAUGACCACGACAUUGGAAGAAUUUUCAGAAGUUCAAUUUAUAAGGAAUAAAGUCCGGCUUUAAGACUGAUUCACCAAGAUGGCAGAUCUGUUUGAUCUUGCAAAUUUAAUUACAAAAGUGGGUGUAGAUGCUGUAAAAAUAAAACCCGAACCGGGUUUACCGGAAAAAACAUCAAAUGAAAUUCUAAGUGAGCUUUUUAGCACUUUCGAUGUUGACGAGGGAGUAAUUUCGCCUCGAAGUGAUGGGUCUGCUUCUGAGGCAAAUAUCAAGGUUAAAUCAGAAAAGAAGAAAAAGAAGAAGCAUAAGCACAAGGACAAGAAGCACAAGAAAAAAUCUAAACACAAUUCCUCCGAUAGCAGCGAUGGAGAAGGCCAGGGAACAAAGAAGAAGAAGAAACACAAGAAGAAAUCGAAACGGAAACAUGACGAGUGUUCGAACAAAUCUUCAGAUUCAGAGAGUUCCAAGACUAAAGUUCGAAAAAUGAUAAAUGAAACAAUUGUUAAAACUGAACGGAAUACUUUGAAAGAUGAAUUUGAUAUCUUGGGAAGAGAUGACACUCUAUUUGAUAAUUCUGGUGUAAAGAAGGAGCCAAAUGAAGGGGGUAAAACACAAAAAUCGAAAAAAGAAGAGGGUGGUGAUACUAGUCCAACACUGCCAAAGAUUUCAAAAAAAGGCGAGGAUAACGAUGAACCUCCUGUUCCACUUCUUCUCGAGAAACCGAAGAAGUUAGUCCAGGGGAAAAUUAUGAUAAAAGACUUGAAAAACAGCACUUUCUAUAAUGAAACUGUGAAAGAAAUAGAGAACAAGGAGCGAGAGAAAGCAGCAAGAAUGGAGGACGGUGAAAUAUCAGACAGUAGUGAAGACGCAAGAACACCUACUCUAAGUCCAUCUCCUCCUCGUGAUUAUAAAUCAAAAUCACCCAUUUCCAGCACCUCCCUGGAACGGUCAAAAAGGAAAAGUCGAAGUCCUGCGUCUCGGAAAAAAAUCAAAAAUGAUCUCCGACUUGUCCUGAAGGAGAAGCAUAAAAAAAAGGAAUCGAAAAGCAAGAGUAGCAAAGACGGUAAACACAAGAAUCACAAGGAAUCGAAAAGUGAUGGGAAAAGGAGUAACAGUUGUCAGUCGAGGGAUAAGAAAAGGUCUUCGUCACCACAACGCUCGCAUCGAAGUAGAAGCAGGGACCGAGAUAAGCGUCGGGGAAGAAGUCGGGAGAGGAGAGAAAGAAGAUGGAGUCAUGAUAGGUGGCAAGAAGACAGAAGCAGAGAUAGAAGACAUUACAGUAGGCAUAGAAGUCGAAGCAGAGAGAGAAAAGAGUGGAUCGAGAUUGAUAAGAAGAAGCUUUUGGAGAUUGCCAGGCGAAAUGCGAUAAACAUGAUUAAACGUGGAGCACUUCCUCUGGCACAAAGGGAUAAAGCUAUUGCUGCCAUACAAGCUGGAGGAAAAACAGUUGAUGAACUCACAGAUUUCUGCAAAACCCUUUCGAAAUCUGAAGCUCUUGGAGAAUUAUCGAGUAUUUCAUCAGACGGUGAUGGUAGUGGAUCAGAAAAGGGUUUCCAUCAUCCUUUCCUUCUAAAGGAGAGGCCUAAUUCCAUAAUAAUGAAUAUUAGAGACGCUAAGCAGUUGCCGACAAAAACUUUUCAAGAAAAAACGGCCGAAUCAUCGAACCAGCUGCGAUUGCAGUUUCCAGUUUCAAGCGGCCAACUUCAUCGAAAGACUGAAAGUGAAUGGGUGCCUGUGCCGCCGAAAAAGCCAGAGCCCAAAAAACAAUUUGUACCGGCGAGUGAACCACUUCGUUCUCUGCCGGCUCCACUUCCAGUACCAGCUCCACUUCCGGUACCAGCACCUGCACCUAUUCUGACUCCUGAGCCGGUGAAACAGCCUUCAAUUUUCCCCCCGACAGUGCCUGCCGAUAAUGUGGAUGUCGGUUUGAUCGUGUCGCAGAGACUUGCUGCUAUGAGAAAAUUGAGGGAAAAUCCACAUGACGUUUGUGCAUUAAAUGAAAUGUAUAGAGCACAGAAUGAGAUGAAAUCUUGGGCAGAGAGUAAGCAGAUGCCAGGUCAGUUUACAGGUAGCACUGGCGUAAAAGUACUGACACCAGCAGAACUUACUUCAGGUUAUCAAGCUUGGGCGCGUAAGGAUCAGUUGACAUCGGCACUGCCAGUUUCGGGAGGGAUGGGAAUGGCCUUGCUUCAAAAAAUGGGCUGGCGACCUGGGGAAGGAUUGGGGAAAAAUAAAGAAGGCACUUUAGAACCUCUACAACUGGAAGUCAAACUGGACAAGAGAGGUCUAGUUUCGGAUCAGGAUGUCGGAAGAAAACCCGGAAAGACUCAGAAGCCUGUGGUGCCAACUAUAAAAACUUUAGAGGGUAAACAUCCAGUUUCUCUUUUGGGCGAAUUCUGUUCGAAGCGCAAACUUGGAAUUCCAGUUUACGAACUUUGCUUCGAAUGUGGACCAGAUCACAAGAAAAAUUUCCUAUUUAAAGUGAAAGUAAACGGCAUUGAAUACAAGCCUAGCGUUGCAAGUCCAAAUAAGAAACAAGCAAAGGCAGAGGCGGCUCAAAUUUGUUUGCAAACGAUAGGCCUCUUGGCUUCGUAAUUUGAUAAAAGCUUACCAAUUUUAAAAUCAUUUUCUGAUCUCGUUUACCUUUUAUUGUUAUGUAAAUAAGUCAGAACCAAGGUACAUAAUUUUGAUCUGUAUUUUCUGUAUAUAUUAGACAUUAAAUGUACUUUUUUGUUUGUUUCAAUGUACAUACUCCUCUAAAGGUAAAAUUUUUGGUGUGAGCCCGCUAAAGAGAAAGGCGAGAAUAAAAGCUUUAUUAC